Larimichthys crocea (large yellow croaker) is the source of this 3142-nucleotide messenger RNA. RefSeq lists its product as uncharacterized. Bases 334 to 2124 code for a protein of 596 amino acids. Lineage: Eukaryota; Metazoa; Chordata; Actinopteri; Sciaenidae. The record is from RefSeq and is a predicted model, not a curated record. The transcript is spliced from 9 exons.
GAAGAAGGAAGUUUCAGAGUUUUCAGAGUUGCGAAACUUGUUGUGGCAACAAUUCAGUCAUUUCCAACCAAUGACUGAAGUCUUUACUCAUGGUUUCCUUUUUACUGAAAUAUUAUUCAUAUAACGUUGGCGGAAGUGAAAUUUUGAUGUCAAAACUACACGCAGUCUGCCAACCCCUCCUCACACUGACCAACAGUUCUCUCCAGUCUUAUGUUUGACUCACUUAUAUUUUUGACUUCUGUUUGGAUGAGUUUUAGUGAAUGCAGCAGUUGUAAAAAGUUCAUUGAAUUAUAAAAUCAACUUUCUGAUUAGGAGCUAAAGACUUUAACAACGAUGUUGUUGGCAGAAGCUGGAUGUGUGUUACUGGGUUUCUUCCUGUACAUCUCAGGGGUUCAGGGACGAACAAACAGCAUCUGUGCCUUAAAAGGUUCAUCAGUGGAUCUGCCCUGCUCAGCUGAACAUCCCACUUCAAACAUGAAAUGGUACACUGAACACUGGAAUGGAUAUAACUUUGUUCUGAAUGAAGUCUCUGCAGAUGGAAAUCGUGUAACGUACAACAUGUCAGAAGAGAAUCACACAACUCUAACAAUCAAAGAUGUGACAGAGAGUGAUGCAAAGUUUUACUGCUGCAGAGAAAAUACUGACACACCAGAACUCUGCGGACCACACAAAACUCAGCUCCAUGUUACAGACCUGCAGGUGAAGGUGAUUCCCACCACAGAGGGACAGACAGUAUCACUGAUGUGUAACACCAGCUGUCCUCUGACUGAAAACCCUGCAGCCUACAUCUGGUACAAGAACGGAGAGUUUCUCUAUAAGGACUGGUCUCCCUGGUACCAACAGCUGGUCAGCAGUGAGGAAGCAGUCACAUACUCCUGUGCUAUCAAAGGCUACGAGGAUCUCAGAGCCCCUGAAGUCUCAGUGGAUUCUGUCACAUCGACCUGCUUUAGUGUGACCUAUGCUAAAGGGAGAAUGUGUUCUGAUAAGCAGACAUCAGUGGAUGAGCCCUGCUCCAUCACAUAUCCCAGAGAAUUACGAGUUCAAAAGACUCAUGGAGAGACAUAUGUCAAACUGACCUGUGGCACCAGCUGUCCUCUGAUAGACGCCCAAACUGCAUAUAAGUGGUACCAAGGUGGAAAGUUAUACCUAUACAACAGUAGACAACAGCUUUUUGUCACCUCCUCUGAUGAAGGACAGUCCUGUGCUGUAAACAACCACGAGGAUCUGCACUCUGCCCAAGUCUGCCCUGAUGAUGAGAACUGCUGGAGUGUGAAUUAUGUCAGCAGGAGAAUCUGUGCUCUGCAAGGCUCUUCAGUGAACAUCUCAAGUGAAUAUUUACAUCCUGAAAACCAGCAGCCAAAAUCUAAAUGUUGGUAUAAAAUAAAGAGAAGUGUUGAGGAGGAUGCUGAAGAGCUGAUUAAGGCUGCAGGUCGAGUGGAGUAUCAUGACAACAUGAAGAACCACCACAUCCUGACAAUCAAUGACCUGAAGAAGAAUGACUCAGCAGAAUACACAUUCAGACUACAAGAAGAAAAUGGAGAAUGGAAACAGUCUGACUUUUCCGGAGUAACUUUGGUUGUCACAGGCCUGACAGUGAAGUUUGCUCCUUCUGCAGUGGUGACAGAGGGUCAGAGAGUCACACUGACCUGCAGUACCAGCUGUCCUCUGUCUGACAACACAAACUACAUCUGGUACUUGAACAGUCGACCUCUGACCCUGCCAGAGAACCAACACAAACAGCUGGUUCUAGAUCCAGUCAGCAGUCAGCAUGCAGGAAACUACUCCUGUGCUGUGAAAACCCACAACAUGCUCAGCUCCUUUGAAAAGACUCUCACUGUCCACAGUAACACAGGAAAAUGGACAGCAGCAGCAGCUGCAGGAGGCGUAGCUGUUCUCCUGGUUAUCACAGCUCUCAUUGUCUUCUUCUGGGUUAGAAAAAAGAGGUCUUCUAGUCGAUCUCCAACAACUGAAACAUCACUCCACGUGGAACAGCUAAACCCUGAUGGCAUGUAUGAAAACAUUUCAGCUCAGUCAACAGAGCAGGAUGACCAUCACUACAGCAGACUCCACUUCUCUAAGAACCACAAAGAAGAUCUCUACUCCACCCUGCAGACAGCGCAGUGAAAGGAAACAAACGUUUGUCAUGGUAUGUUGCAUAGGAGCCUGCCCUGUUUUAGUCAGUGAAAUAACUUCAUUAUCACAGCAUAGCAUCAUUUACAAGUGUAAAGUUCAAUGCAAACAUAAACCAGAGAACGUAUUUCUCUGUAGGACAAAUCUUUAAACAGGAGAUGUGAUGCAUUUUGUCUGUAUAAAGGAUGCAAGUGGUCAAGCAGCAGAAAGCAGCCUUCACUGUGUGAAAACUCUCAAGAGUGUUUCAAAAAUAGUAUUUUACAAGCAGAAAGGCCACAGAUCAGAUUCUUUGAUGACUUUUUGCUGUUGGAUUGGACAAAUUUUAAAGCCAUGUUUGCUACAAAUGAAUCACAGUCUUAAAUAAACAUAAAUUAACCAUUUAUGAUGUUGAAAUCAUAGAAUGUUAAUGAACCAAUAUUGUAUUGAUCUGUUUUUACUGAUCUGUCUGGUUGAAACUGAUCCAAAAAACAAAAACAAAAAAAUCUCCAUUAAGCUGUUGUAGCUAAAUGCAAGAAAACUGUAAAUAAAAUAAAUAUAAUAUUGCUCCUUAGUGUGGUAACAAAUCUGUUCAUUAUACUGUUACACUUUUCACUAUAUUUUAUUUUGCUUUGUGUGUCUUCCUUUGAGAAAUAUGACUGUGACUUGUUACAAGGGCCAGGCAGGAGUUUGGGUUGUAAAAUUAUGUUUGAGUUUCUCUGAGCAGUUCUUUAACUUACUAUGCUAGGAUAAGGGCUUAUUCAGUCAUCAUCGGAGAACUCCCUGUCAGGAUAACAACUGAACUUCAGUUGAACUCAUAAUCAAGUAGGAAGCUCCAUGGUCAUAUCAGGGGCAGAGCAAGAGCUGUAUAAAUGUUUGUUACUUUCUCUCACUCUUUGUCAGACUCAAGUGAAGAUCUCUGACCUUUCAGCUGAAACACUUAUAACCUGAUUUGCUUUGUGUGAUAUUCUUGUUGCUGUCUUGUUCAUGUUGUCUUCUUAACCUCAUUCUAUUUCUACUCUGAAUAAAUCACCAA